This is a messenger RNA of Halichondria panicea, 1645 nucleotides long. Its product is annotated as tubulin alpha-1 chain-like. Lineage: Eukaryota; Metazoa; Porifera; Demospongiae; Suberitida; Halichondriidae. Gene Ontology annotation, molecular function: structural constituent of cytoskeleton; GTP binding. Gene Ontology annotation, biological process: mitotic cell cycle; microtubule cytoskeleton organization. The transcript has 2 exons. Gene Ontology annotation, cellular component: microtubule; cytoplasm. The coding region runs from base 159 to 1517 and encodes 452 amino acids. The record is from RefSeq and is a predicted model, not a curated record.
UGCAUUAAUCUUAAUGCGGAAGUGUGUGGGUUGUGUUGCAUUUAUAAGUGACUGCACUGACUGAAAUCUUCAUUUUCUAGCCUUGCAAUCGUCGCUUGCCGGAGGCUCUAGCUGUUGGAUCUGUUUAGUUUCUGCAGCUCUACGAUCAAAAUAUCAAGAUGCGUGAAGUGAUCUCUCUCCAUGUUGGCCAAUGUGGCGUUCAGAUGGGAAAUGCUUGUUGGGAGCUGUAUUGUCUUGAGCAUGGCAUUCAGCCAGACGGAUUGAUGCCUUCUGACAAGACUAUCGGUGGCGGUGAUGAUUCUUUCAACACUUUCUUCAGCGAGACUGGUGGAGGAAAGCAUGUACCUCGUGCUAUUUUCAUUGACCUCGAACCUAGUGUUAUUGAUGAAGUUCGCACAGGCACCUACCGGAAACUUUUCCACCCUGAGCAACUCAUCACUGGCAAAGAAGAUGCUGCCAACAAUUAUGCUCGUGGCCACUACACUGUGGGGAAAGAAAAGGUUGACGAGACAUUAGAUCGAGUUCGCAAGCUUGCCGAUCAGUGCACUGGCCUUCAAGGAUUCCUUAUUUUCCGAUCGUUUGGUGGAGGUACUGGUUCUGGCUUUGCCUCUCUUCUAAUGGAGCGUCUCUCGGUUGACUUUGGAAAGAAAUCCAAGCUCGAAUUCUCUGUCUACCCAGCUCCUCAAAUUGCCACUGCUGUUGUUGAACCGUACAAUUCGAUUCUUACGACUCACACAACGUUGGAGCAUGCUGACUGUUCUUUCAUGGUUGACAACGAGGCUAUCUACGAGAUCUGCAAGAGGAACCUUGAUAUUGAUCGUCCUAGUUACUCUAGCCUCAAUCGUCUUUUGGCUCAAGUUGUUUCUUCAAUCACAGCUUCACUGCGAUUUGAUGGCUCUCUGAAUGUUGAUUUGACCGAAUUUCAGACAAAUCUUGUCCCCUACCCUCGAAUUCACUUUCCUUUGGUGACCUAUGCCCCCAUUAUCUCUGCUGAGAAGGCCUAUCACGAAACUCUAACAACGAUGGAAAUCACCACAUCAUGUUUCGAAACUGCCAGUCAGAUGGUGAAGUGCGACCCUCGUCAUGGCAAGUACAUGGCCUGCUGUCUACUCUAUCGUGGUGAUGUUGUUCCCAAGGAUGUGAAUACUGCUAUUGCUAACAUCAAAGCAAAGCGUACUAUCCAAUUUGUUGACUGGUGUCCCACCGGCUUCAAGGUCGGAAUCAAUUAUCAAGCUGCAGCAGCCGUCCCUGGUGGUGAUGUGGCUAAAGUUCAACGAUCUGUUUGUAUGCUGUCUAACACGACUGCCAUUGCUGAGGCCUGGGCUCGUCUUGACCACAAGUUCGAUUUGAUGUACGCCAAGCGUGCAUUCGUCCACUGGUAUGUGGGAGAAGGUAUGGAAGAGGGAGAGUUCUCUGAGGCUCGUGAAGAUCUUGCUGCUCUCGAGAAAGAUUACGAAGAGGUUGGUACCGACACUGCAGAAGAUGGUGACGAAGAUGAAGAGGAGGAUGAAUACUAACUCAAAACUGAAUUUAUAUUUUGUACUAUAACGUAUAAUACCCUAUGCCCUGUUAUUUGAUUGUAUUUUAGUUGUGCAAAAACAAUUUAUAUCAAAAUCCUUUCUGCACAGUGUGUAGCUUUUUAUAA